This is a messenger RNA of Triticum turgidum subsp. durum (durum wheat), 720 nucleotides long. NCBI's taxonomy places the organism in Eukaryota, Viridiplantae, Streptophyta, Magnoliopsida, Poales, Poaceae. The record is from the annotation of a GenBank genome assembly.
AUGAGCUUCGCUCAACAGCAUAGCUCAUACCAAAACAAUUACUCACAUGAGUGGCCUGAAAACCCGAAUAUGUCAUAUAGGAGAAACAACCCUGAGAUCUCAUUGUUUGCCUCUAGUUAUCCAUUGCAGGGAUUCAGGUACAAUGAGGAGAACCACAACUAUGCUCCACAACAGUCUUAUUCAGCUCCUAUUCAUAUACCUCUACACCAGGAGAUGUGUCCAAUGGAGUUAAAUGGUCCUCCAUUUGGUCAACCAACAACUUCAGCACCUAAUGAGUCGGUAGAGCAAUCUCAUGUGCAAGUGCCCACACAAGAUGAGUUCGAUGACAUAGACAAACUCACACUUUUGAGUCUCGAGUUCACUUGGAGUGCCGAGGAUGAUCCUAUUAGGAAGGUUAUACUUGAGGAAAUGAAGAAGAUCAAGAGUGGAAAAGAGCUAGUGGAAGAAGUAAGGAAGAUUGAGAAGAACAUCAACUCUGGCAGCACUAUUUCUUCACAGUUAGAGCUGAGUAAUUCUGGGAUUCCCCUUGAUACACAUGAGGUUCCAAUACCGUCACAUCCAGUUGAGCAAGAUAGCAAGUACCUUGAGCAAGAGAUACCUCGGAUUGAAGAAGAUGAACUAGAAGACAAGGAACAAGAUGAUCAAGAGCUGCAAUUCCCAAGUGAUCAAGUUGAAGACUUGUCAUCUACUACUCCUGAAGAAUUACUUUCCUCGUGCUAG